Messenger RNA from Zeugodacus cucurbitae (melon fly), 4891 nucleotides. RefSeq names its product prominin-2 (gene prom). NCBI's taxonomy places the organism in Eukaryota, Metazoa, Arthropoda, Insecta, Diptera, Tephritidae. The transcript has 19 exons. The coding region runs from base 1094 to 4660 and encodes 1188 amino acids. Gene Ontology annotation, cellular component: membrane. The record is from RefSeq and is a predicted model, not a curated record.
UUCAGUUGCGGUGUGCCUCUGGCGGUGUUAGAACGUUUCUCUUGUGAAUGGACGGAAUAAUGGUGACAACUAAGGCACUAAUUAAAUAUUUAGUAGUGAAAAUGAAUUAAACUUGUAUUAAAAAAAAUUUAAAUUCUGUUAAAUCUAAAACAAGAGUGCCGAAAAGUGAGCAGAAACUCCACAAAAUGAGCAGCUUGUAAGCUAGGAAGGAGUUUAAAUUACAAAAGUGAUAACUUUAUUAAUUAAAUAUGUAAAAUUUUAUUUUUUUAAACAAAAUUAUUAUUGGAUUAAUGACAAGUGUUCAAGAAUUUUGUGUUUUAAACAAUUUCAAUUUUCCUAAAUCAACGUUCUUACUUUGAAAAACAAAUAUUAUUUUUUUAAUUAAAAAUGCUUUACAUUUUUCAUAUCGAUUUUCUUUCAUCGCUCAUUGUAAGCGUUACAUAAUCGUUGAAUAUUUGUGGAAAUCACAUAAACGGCAAGUCAAUAUACUGCUAAGUUGGCAUGCGUGUGCUGACAACUGCCAUAAAGUGAGAUAGCUAGUGUGCAUAUAAAUCUAAAAAUAAAUUUUAGUGCUAAAGUGAACUGAUUGAAGUGACUGGCGCUAACGCACGGAUACUAUAAAUAUAAAAAAUAAUAGAUUUUGGAAAAAAAAGUUAACGGAAAUGGAAAAAUGUAAAAAUAUUGUUGGUUGAAAAUUGGAGACUCGAUAGUGAAGUGCUACGCAAGGAAAGGAAGUCCAUAAAAGCACCUGGACGGCACACACCCAUGCGACUUGCACAUAACGCGCGCAUACAAAGGAAUUCAUAAACGCGUAUUAAACACGUCCAGCCAGACGGGAGAGAGCAUAAAAGGGGAAGUGAAAAAAAUUCAAGUACAACAACAGUAAUAUUUUUAAAGUAGUGUGAAAUUGGAAGAGCAGAAAUACCGGCUACAGGAAUAACAAAUACAAUAGUAUUGUAAAAAACAACAUUCAACAACUUGGUCAAGCUUGAGCAGAGCGCGUUGCAAAAGAACGCAACGGAGCUGCUCGCCAGCAGUACUGUCAGUUUUAUCGAAUUCUCACACGCUCACUGAGUCGCAACUUGCAGCCAUUAUGGAUCUACAUAACUUUAAUAAUAAUAUACACAGUAACAUGACACUGCCAUCCGCAACAACAACACCAGCAACAUCAACAUAUUUUACAUACAGCAUACCGGGUAUGGAUAUCACACCGGGUCCGGUCGCUUUUACCUACAUCAGUGAAUUUUUAUCGCUUAUCACGCCGGCGGAACUGCCACUCGAUUUGGUGCGUCAAUUCUUGCAUUCCAACCUCACGCUCAUCGAUUUCACCAAGGAUGCGAUCAAAAUCGAAUCGGGCUUCAUCGCACUCAUGAGCAUCUUCGCCAUACUGGCGUUGGUGCCGCUCAUCUCCACCUGCGCUUGGUGUUGCGGGCGGCGCUCCGACCAGGAUGAAGCCGACUUCAUACGCAACGCACCUGUCAACAUACACGACGAUUCGUUGCAGCAGGCGCUGAACUGCCGAAAGAGUGCGUCCGUGGUCACGCUCUGGAUAACGUUUUUACUGUUGGCGUUGAGUGAUUUUUGCAUAUUUUAUGCGAACAGUCGUCUGGCUGCCAACGUUGAAAUGACACCCGAAAUGGUCAAAUCAACUGUGCACGACAUGGAAGUAUUUCUCAAAGACACACACCUACAAAUCAAACAUAAGUUGGAUAAUGGUUUUCAUGUAGCUGUCGAAAAAGUUGUCAAAGAUUUAGAAGACGUCGAUGUUCUCCUCGGGGAGCCAAUUCAAGCGGAAAUUUCAGCACACACUGGCAUUGAGCUGGCAUAUGAUUCAUUGGCGACCAUCAGCUUGGCCAACGCAGAGUUGAUUUAUCGUGUACUAAUGCUGCAGGAGACAGUGGGGCGUGCUUUGAAGAUUUCACAAGAGGCCGCCGCACGCAUGGAGGAACUACAAAUACAACUGUCCGUGCUGCAGCGACAGUGCACCUAUCGCGACCGGCCGCUCUGCGACACGCUGCGCAUACGUAGUUUCGAGGAGAAUGGCAUUAUUGAUGCACUCAAGACGCUGCAAGAGGACCAGACCAUCUUUCGCAUGCGUUACUUGGGCGAAAUUGAAUUUGGUGCGACUGUCAAGAAUUUGACAUCUGAGGUUGGUGUGUCACGUUCAAUUUUCAGCAAUUUCCCGCAACAAGUGAAACACGACACUGCAUACGAACGGAACUAUACCCUCGAGCAGCUGGAGAGCAUACGGCAUCGCACGAAAGCCAACGCGCAAAUGCUCACCUCAACCAUAAAUGCGCUGCUCGAACGCUUGCAAGGCGUUUGGCCCACACUCGAACCCAGCUACGAGGAAUUGCAGAGUUGGUCCAACUCCUAUUGGACAGCCGGUUGGGUGGCUGCCUUAGUUAUCGGUUGGGUGCUGCUCUUCGGUCUCAUGUCAUACUGUUGCUUCCUAUGCGAAUCGAAUGUGAAAGCCGGCGUUGUGCUGCUGAUGUCCGUACUGAUUAUCUGUUUGGGCAGUAUUUGUAUUACUUUCUACGGUGUACUGACACUUGCCAUAGGCGGCAAUACGGAAGUAUUUCUCUGUCGUUCAAUGUACGAUGCGACGACGAUGGCGACGGCAAAUGCUGGCACUACUGGUACAGCUGGUAAUUGGGGUAACAAUCAGCUUGCGGAUGUGUCCGAUGCGUCCAGCUAUCAUUUAUUGGGUAAGUUAUUCGAUAAACCGGGUUAUGUGUACGCACACGAACCACAGACGGGCAUCAUUGGCGAACUGCUACGGCCGGAAGGUGUGAAUCGCUCGAUUGUAAACGUUAGCCUCGCAACGGCGCUGAGAGGUUGUGAACAAAACCAAGCAUCGUACAAUGUCUUCCAACUGGAUGCAUUCGUUAAUACCACACAAAUUGCCGAUUUAAAGCAAUUCCCAAAAGUGACCACGGCUAUUGAUGCAAUCACCGUAUCCGAACGUACUAUGCUCUCGCUGACGCAGACCAUACAGAAUAUACUGGAGAAUAUGCUGCACACUUCAUCCUUCAAUCUAACCACAUACCGGGUUAGCAUUGGUGCACCGACGCCUGAGAAGGAUUUGGCUACGUUCAUCGAUCAAAUGCAGAGGGUGGCGCUACAGAUUCAAGAUGUGGCCACCUCAUCGCGCAUGACUACACUCGGCAGUCGUUCGAAACGUUUACAGGCGUCCAUACUACAGCCACUCGAGCAAUUGCAGAAUGAAAUACUUUAUCAUUUGACGGCUUUAGAAUUGCAACGGGAUCCUUGGGCCAAACAAGUUAACCAAACACUAAAUCACCUACGCAACGUACAGGGUUAUUUGGAAAAGACUGCGGGCGAGAUUUGCAGUAAUCAAACACGCGUCUAUACGGAAAGAUUGAAAGCGUAUCUGACAAAUAGCAAAGCAACUAUGUCAUCACAAUUGGGAGACACCACUGCCAAAUGUCGACCAUUCUUCGAUAUCUUCGAUGCGAAUCGCAUUUUCCUAUGCCGCAAUAUUGUCGACUACAUCAAUGCAUUGUGGUUCUGCAUAUUUAUAACACUCUUACUUUGGUCGGUCGGUACACCCGUUGGACUCAAUCUGAUCACCAUACAACGACGUAUAAAUCGUUUGCGUCGUGCGCAAGCACGUUCAGCUGAAAGAUCGGACAGUCGCAGCCGGCGGCGAGAACGAACCACUAGUUCGGCGGCACGCGAGCCACGUAGUGCAAGUAGCGCUAGUCGACCGCCACUACGCCGCACAGCUACCGAAGAGACGCUGGAUAUCGCCACUGAAGAGUCACCGCCACCAAGACGAGAGCAACGAGAUGUACGCAGUCGUGAUCGGGAAAUGAGUCGAGCGCGUGAGAGUGUAGCGGCCAGCACACCGGCACGUAGCCGAACUCAACAGCGUCGUACUGGCACAGAUGCCGAAGAUAAUUGGGGUUCGUCGAGCGCCAGUCGUGCCACAUCGAUGGAACGAGAGCCCAGUCAACCGCGAAUGUACACGAGCAGCAGUAGUGCACAACAGCAACGCGGAACUCAAGCGAGACCACAACUACGCAAACAAGGUACAGAAGAGUUCGAUUUGGAAGCCGAAGACAAUUGGCAGCCAGCGCCUACAGCCAGCAGUAGUGCCGCCACACGUUCUGAGUCACGCGCUGGUGUAAGACGCGAGCAGCGAGAGCAACCGGCGUACUCACACAGUAACGGACGCAAUAAACCGAAACUACGUCGCACCGAACGUGAGAAAUAUGAACGCCCCACUCGUCGCUCCAUGACACCCGUUUUGCAAGCUAGUCCCGAUGCACAGCAAGCCAGACCAAUGCCGCGUACACCGACGCGUCUGCGCCAUCGCGUGACAUUGACAACACGCGCCGUCACCAAUCUAAUGCGUGCCGGUAAUCCGCGCCAUAAGAGGCUUCAACGUAGCGGUACUGAAGAUUUUGAAAUCGAUGAAAGUGAGACAUAUGGUGCGCCGGCGCAGGAUUCUGCCGCAGUGGCUGCCGCGCGUCGAACACCGCCACGCACGGCACCGCCACCACCACCACCGCCCGGCAUGAUGAACAGGUAUGGCAGCGUGCGCAGUGUACGUUGGAAUGCGGAAGAGGACAUGGUCUUCGAGGAUGUCGAAUCACCAAAUCCAAUAUAUAUGAAUCAUCAUCAUAUGCGUUAAUAGCGUGAGCGCCAGUAUUGAGGCUACUCCUCAUCUAAAUGGGUUUACUUACUAUUCAUUGACCACCACUGUAUUUUCCAUGCUGAUUUUUUCUAUACACAAACUAACAAAAAUUUCCGUUAUAUUUUCGAAUCACUUUUUUUUAAAUGUAAGAAAAAUUAUUGCAUUAUUAAUAAGAGUUGAAAUUAAGAAGAAAUUUAUUAUGAAAAUGUAUGCCGUUUUCGCAAUAAA